Molecule: messenger RNA, 2764 nt
Organism: Anopheles funestus (African malaria mosquito)
Lineage: Eukaryota; Metazoa; Arthropoda; Insecta; Diptera; Culicidae
Product: nucleolar transcription factor 1-like
Exons: 6
Coding region: 287-2308 (673 amino acids)
Source: RefSeq, a predicted model, not a curated record
UCACACAUUCACGUGAAGGAAACCUCGCUGUUUCAUUCAAUACAGUUCAAGUGAUAAAACCGCCGCAACGCGUUGCAAAUACAAAGUUGUUUGUUACAUUAGUUCGUAUUGUGAAUUGUGUGUACCAUAAUUAAUCAUUGUGCUAGUUCAAGUGUAGUUGGUGUAUCGAAAUUUAUCAAACAGACGCUACCUACUUUUGAAGAGAACAGCAUUUCCGCCACCAUAACCUUAAUUUUCAACACGAGCACCACUCCAAGCUGUCGACGCAUAACCUAACACCGACACCAUGAGAAAGCGGUCCCUUUCGGUCGCAUACGACCGCCCUCAACAAUUGGACCGUUUAUCGAAAAAAUUUGAAGGAGUUCCUUCCGAACACGAGAAUGAAAGUGAAACGGAAGAAGAAAACGAUGAGGUUAAGGAAAAUGUCGAUUCCGAUUGGACGAAAACCGAUUACAAAGCGCUGAUGGAUCAACUUCGAUCGGUUGUGCCGAAAAAGGACACCAAACAAUGGAAAGGAACACUUAAAAAAAUCGAUUGGGCACAUGUGGCAUUUGAAGGCCGUACCCCUGAUGAGGUAAAGGCAGUUACAGAAGAAUUAAUGCGUAAAAUUCGAAAAUAUCGCACCUUAAGCGAGAUGAUCGACGAUAUACCCUUGCACGCAAACAAAAACUGCGAAAUGAGAAAACCGAAAAAUCCUCCUUCAGCAUACAAUUUCUUCGUUAAGGAGAAAUAUACAAAAUUUAAAAAUAAAAACCCUGAUUUGUCAAGCCAAGCAAUUUUUAAAUUGGUCUUACAAGGGUACGGCAAUUUGUCAGAGAAAAAGAAACGAAAGUACGAGGCAAUGGCCGCAGAGGCUAGGGAAGUUUACAAACAGCAGUUGGAGCAAUACUACUUGGACAACCCAGAAGCAGUAAGAACAAAAUCGAAUUCAAAAUCAAGAAAUCCAAAGACACCGUUCGGGUUUUUCCAAAAACAUAAGCGAAUGGAAAACCCAGGUUUAACUUCAGGAGAAUUACGCUCACAGUGGCAUAGUCUGGAAGUAAAGCAGAAAUUGAAAUACAUUCAACAAGCAUUUAAGUCCCAACCCCCAGACACAGCAAAACCGCUCAAGCUAACAAAAAAUGAGCAGUGUUUGUUGGAACAAGCACAGGGCAAACCAGCACCGAUCCCUCGGUCAACGAGUGAAUAUUAUUUGCAACAUUAUACCGAUAAAAAUGCGAGUUCGGGUUCGAUGUCCACAUGGCGCAAGGAAAAGUUAAUCGAUUUCAAAAAACUGCCAAAGGUACGAAAGUUAGAGCUGGAGAUAGAGUACCGUAAUGCAAAACUAGAGUACGUUAACAAGUAUGAGAACUACAUUGCGAAUAUAACCGAUCAAAAGGCACAACAAGCAGAAAUCGAUCUGUUAAAAUCCUUCAUCGAGAAAAAAAUGGAUAAAGAAGACCGAAUACAGUUGCCGGACGAUAAUCGUCCAUUUAGUUCAUUGGUACAAAUGACAUUGCUUGAAAAUGAAUUGGAUGUACUGCCUAUUGCCGAGUCGACAAUUUUACCGAAAAACAAGAAAAAGCCCAAGAAUGCCACACCGCAGAACGGUUCCAUCAGCGCAGGCAACCCAAAACAAAAGCCUCUUAAAUCUAUUCUGAAAAGUCCUACCAAGACGUCUACGGUUGCGAAAAACGAUAAACAUACAUUUGUUGAACCAGCUGUUCCUUCGAAGAGUAAAAGGAAACAUUCAUUAAACGAAAAUGACUCUGACAGUAGCUUCGAAAAGAAGAGCAAACGUUCAAUAGUUCCGGUACCGAUCAUUGAGCCUGAUAUGAAGACAAACAUUUCUAAAGGAAAUGGUACUAUUAAUGCUACUGCUGCGGUAAAGCUAAAAGAACCUGUGCGUCCGCCCAACAACAUUCUUGAAUAUUACAAACAAAACUACUACCUUGGAAAGGCAGAAAAUUGCACAGAAUCGUACAAAAAAUUGUCCACAAACCGCAAAGAAAAUCUGAGAGAGGAAAUGCGUGCGGCGCAAAAAAAAUACUUUAAAGAAUUGCAAAAAUACCUCAAAACCGUAGACCCACAACAUAUUAAAGGCUAUCUCAAAAAACUGAAGCAAGCCCAGAUUGAUUUUAACAUCAGAGAGGAAACGGUUUACGAAUCUGAUUCGGUUGAGAAUUCGGAACGAAUGACUAAAAAAACUCCUAAGCAGGAACCUCAAUCGAGUAGUGGCGAAAGCAGCGAGGAGAGCAGCGAAGAUGAAAACAAUCAGAACGGUCAAAACAAUAGUACAGAUGAUAACGCAACCAGCGACGAUGAAUGAGGAACUGCACUCGAUCGUUAAUGCAGUUCUGCGGUACAGAUGGUUUGGUUCGUUUUUUUUACGCGGGUUUCUCUAUCAUUUUGUAGUUUGCACACCGAGUUAUGAUAGAGCACUGGGUUAGCAAUGUUUUGCUAUGUGUAGUUUUCUUAAGCUUAAGCAUUUUUUCUUUCUAGAUACUGUUAUAGGCUGUUAAGGUAAGCAGAACCGCGCAGUGUGUACGUGUAAAAUGUCGUAUUUCUGAUUGCCAUUUCUGAAAGUUCUAUUAAAACAUUGGACUACCGUAGCAAUUUAUUACAACAUAACUAUAGUUAUGCUUUCUAUUCUGAAAUAGUGCACGAGAACGAAUCAUGCGUGUAGUGUGAAUUUUAAAAUAUGUAAAUGAGUACAGAUGAAAAUUACCGUGUUAAUUUACUUUGAUUACAACUUCGAUUUGAAUAAAGUUGAAAAUUACCGUAA